This is a messenger RNA of Zophobas morio, 1924 nucleotides long. Its product is annotated as RAS guanyl-releasing protein 1-like. Bases 565 to 1854 code for a protein of 429 amino acids. NCBI's taxonomy places the organism in Eukaryota, Metazoa, Arthropoda, Insecta, Coleoptera, Tenebrionidae. Gene Ontology annotation, biological process: Ras protein signal transduction; positive regulation of GTPase activity. Gene Ontology annotation, cellular component: plasma membrane. The transcript has 19 exons. Gene Ontology annotation, molecular function: guanyl-nucleotide exchange factor activity. The record is from RefSeq and is a predicted model, not a curated record.
AAAGAAUAUACAUGUAGUUAUACCAAAGAAGUCUUAGAAUAUUCCAAUUUUAUUAACGAAUUCUCUAGAGAAACUGAAACUCUUUUAGAAUCUUUUAUUCAAGACGAAUUCUCAACUCAGCAACCAAUAGAAGAACAGAAAUUUGAACUAGUGAUAAAUAGACUUUCAAACGCGGUCCACUUGUCUCGUGGAAUUUCCGCUUGUCUUUCACGGGUAUCCAGCAGAGUGGAAGAGGGAGACACCAAAUACUUGAGAUCACUGCCUUAUUGGACAGAAAUAACGAAGCCUACCAUCCGAAUUUACUGCGACGCGUCUGAGGACGAACUGCUAAGUGACACUCGGGUGACCGUCGAAUCAGCGGACUUUAAUCAUCUGUUUCAGUUUUAUUUGUGCCAUUUUGGAUAUCCUGCAACUUUCCAACUGGAUUCACUGGAAUUUCCUAAAAUAUUCUUGCGGUCGCUGCGGUGGUUUUCAGUCCCACUUACUGUUCUGGGAAAGUUUUUGGAGAUCUAUAAAGUUCCUAAAUUUUUUCGCAGUGAAGUCUCUUCAGUAAAAAAGUUGAAAAUGUCGCUCUGCAUGGGUCUGCGCUUCUGGCUUCAGCAGGAAAUUGAUGAUUUUUAUGAAAACUGUUCAGGAAAGAUUUCAUUAAAUUUACUGAUGUACGAAUUGCUGAAAGAGUUUUUUAAACUUUUAAAAUACGACGAAUCGUUUGAACUUUCCUUAAAAAUGAGAGAAUUACUUAAAAGAAGUCUUGAAAGAAUAGAAGAAUCGGAAAAUAUGAAGUUGGCGCUUCUGCAUAAAAAAGCGUAUCCGCAGCCUCCGCCUGUCGAGCCCGCCUACGACAGUUGCAUUAAUUUGCUGCCGUUAAAAGCGCUAGCUGACCAAUUAACGCUUCUUGAGUUCGAAAUUCUUUCCAACAUAAGUUUAAAAACGUUACGGGAGAAGAAAUGGGUGGAAAAUUGUCCGGAUUGCCCAGUUUACCGAAUGAUCGGCCACUUCAACAAUACAUCCUACUGGGUGGUGCAUUCGAUUCUUUCCUUCCACAACCCGCAAGCACGUGCUCAUACCAUUGUAAAGUUUGCCGAACUUGCUCAGAUCCUUAGAAAGCAGUACAACUUUAACACAAUGAUGGCCAUUGAUGGUGCUCUUCAGCAUACAACCGUCGAGCGUUUAAAACUCACGUUUACUUAUUUAAGCGAAAAGGAUAGAAAACUUUUAGAAGAUUUGCGUAAUUUUACUUCAGCCAGUCAUAAUUUUAGAAAUUACCGUGAAGUUCAGAGAUCCAGAAAUGGUUUUUGUAUUCCUUAUAUUGGUUUAUACCUAAGAGACCUUAUUUAUACUGAAGACGGGCAGGACACGUGGAUACACGGCGGCGGGUUCAUUAACGUUAAAAAACUUGAAAGCAUUUCUGCUAGUGUCAGCGAAAUUGUACGGUGCCAAGAAGUUCCGCCAACUGAUAAUUUGGUGCUCAUGCCGCAAUUAAUGGGGCUAUGCAAAAAAUUGCUAAGCCAUUCAAUAACGGAAGAUCAACUGUACGCUCUCUCGCAGAAAGUCGAGGCUAGAAGUACAGGAACUCGACACGUUAAGCAGACCAAGAAGCCUUCCGCAAAUUCAGAUGACCUCAUAUGCCAAAUUUACGAUAUGUUAGCAGAAAGAUACUUUGAUCAAACAGGUUUUGAAGCAAAAACCUACCAGAGGAUGUUGUUGGAUAUUCCGCCAGCCGAAGAAUUUCGCGGUACUAUUAUGAAUUUAGAAGACAAAGACGAUUGGCUCCAUUUUCUGAAAUGCGUAAACGAAGACUCGAAGAAAAAAUUUACGGUGAACAAAAGUAAAAAGAAGUCUCAAAAAUUGUGAGCUCGUUUCCACAAAAGCAAAGCAUACUUUUUCCAACAACCAAGCGGACAUAUUAAAAAGUGGAGACGCU